UGUGAAGUUCAAGUUGGUAGGCGAGAAAAAAAAUGAGCUCUAAGGUUGCACUCAGGGCCCAGAGCCAACUUCUGUCAAUUUUGCAGAAGGGAAAGUUUGCUCAGCCACUGGUAUGUGCCUUCCAUACCUCUUCAACAUCAAAAUAUGGUAAGAUGCCAACCAUAAAGAAAGACCUCAUCAACCAUUCUAGAGUCAGGGGUAUUGAUAUUUUGCGGACUCCCAAACUGAACAAGGGUCAAGCAUUCACCUUAGAGGAGAGACAGUUGAUGGGAGUGCAUGGCUUGAUCCCUGCAGCCAUUAUAUCUCAGGACCAACAGAUGGAACGAGUCAUGGUCAACUUUCGAUCUCGGGCCACUGACGUUGACCGCUACAUCUAUCUCAAUGCUUUGGCUGAGCGAAAUGAGAGGUUGUUUUACCGAUGUCUUGUGGAAUACACAGAUUUAAUGAUGCCCAUUGUUUACACUCCUACUGUAGGCAAGGCCUGCCAACUGUAUGGAACUAUCUACAGAAAACCCAGAGGUCUGUUUCUGUCCAUUAAUGAUAGAGGACAUCUCUAUGAGAUGAUAUGCAAUUGGCCUGAGCUUGAUGUUAAGGCAGUUGUGGCUACAGAUGGGGAGAGGAUCCUAGGUUUAGGUGACCUUGGGGCUUAUGGAAUGGGAAUUCCUGUUGGAAAGCUGGCCCUCUACACUGCCCUGGGAGGUAUUCCCCCAGAGCAGCUCCUUCCUGUUAUGUUGGAUGUUGGCACAAACAAUGAGGCUUUGUUAAAUGACCCGCUGUACAUUGGACUGCGACAGAAGAGAGCUACUGGUCAAGUUUACGAUGAUUUUAUUGAUGAAUUUAUGGAGGCUGUGAGGAAAAGGUAUGGCCAAGAUACAUUGGUCCAGUUUGAAGACUUUGGAAACCACAAUGCCUUCAGAUUUCUUGAGAAGUACAGAGACAAGUUCUGCAUGUUUAAUGAUGAUAUCCAAGGGACAGCAUCAGUGGCAGCCGCCGGGGUUUUCGCCUCCCUGAGAAUCACUGGCAAAAAACUCAGGGAUAAUGUGUUCCUCUUCCAGGGUGCAGGGGAGGCCAAUUUAGGUAUAGCUACCCUGAUUUCCCUGGCCAUGCAGGAAGAAGGGGCAAGUAAAGAGGAAGCUGACGGUAAAAUGUGGCUAGUGGACUCCAGGGGUCUCCUCGUCAAGGAUAGGCCAAAGGGUGGAAUCACUGGACACAAGGCAGUCUUUGCCAAAGAUCACCCACCUGUGGACACACUAGAACAGGCUGUAAAGACGGUCAAGCCUACCGCUAUUAUAGGGGCAGCUGCAGUUCCUGGUGCUUUCACAGAAGGCAUCGUCAGAGAUAUGGCAGCAUACAAUGAACGUCCAAUCAUAUUCGCUCUUAGUAACCCUACAAGUAUGUCAGAGUGCUCAGCUGAAGAUGCCUAUAAAUGGAGUGAUGGCAGAUGUGUGUUUGCCAGUGGAAGUCCUUUUGACCCUGUACUUGUUGAUGGCAAGGUCAUGGUACCGGGUCAAGGAAACAAUGCUUACAUCUUCCCAGGAGUGGCGCUGGCUGCCAUUACAUGUGGAAUCCGCCACAUUUCAGAAAAGGUUUUCCUAACAGCUGCACAGACCUUGGCAGGAUUAGUGACAGAAAAGGACCUUGCUGAAGGUCGUGUGUACCCACCACUGAAGACAAUCCGAGAGUGCUCCAUACAGAUUGCCUCUGCCAUUGCUGAGGAAGUAUACAAGGAGAAAAUAGCCUCAUACUACCCCGAGCCAGAAGAUAAAAUGGCAUUUAUUCGGGAGAAUAUCUACUCUACAGAUUAUGAAUGCUUUGUCCCUGAGACUUGGAGCUGGCCAAAGCCAGGAGAACAAUAAAGAUGAACACAGUAGGACAACAAAUUAACAAACAAAUUAUUUAUAAAAAAGAAAUUGAACAUGUGAAGGGGAAAGCACAGUGUUUUUAGUUUAGGUUUAUGUGUUUCUGUCCACCAUGUUUUCAAAUUUGUUGAAGGAAAUAUAAUAUCUGUUGUCGAUAUUUAUUGUUUUGCAAUGUAUUUCUUACAUUAUACUCCCUUGUCAUAACUUUAACAAACUUUACUUAUAGAAUAUAAAAUUUAAUUACCUUGGUUUGCUUGUGCUGUGAUUAUUUUCAUUAUGAGGUAACAAGAUCACUGGUGAUGAUAAAAGAAUUGUAAUGUUUACAUGUAGAGUUCACAAAAGUUUUUCAUUCAUGUAUAUUUUUUGAAGAGUUCAUCUUUAGUACCAUGUUUAGUAAAUGCAUUAUUGUGUGGUGGCUGGAGAUCAUAAGGUCUCUUUAAACAAUUUGUUAGAAUCAUUGUUAGUACCAGAAAUACAUAUCUGAAUUUGUUUUCUGUGUAUAUGUGCCAUGCUAAAAAUCUUUUUGUUUUACAAUUUUAAUCAGACUUCUGAGACCCACCUGACUUGCAGAGCCCUGGCAUCAUUUUACUCCAGUGUCAUUCAAUAUCAAUGAAACUUUUACUAUAGUUAGAAGAUCUGAGAUGCUUGUUUUUCUGAGAGCACUGCAUAAUAAUUCAAAGUUUAUAGAAAAUAAGUCAUGUUAUGUUUCCUGAUUUUGAAUACCGGUUUUAUAUGUAAUAAUAAAAUGUGAAGUCUUCUUAUGAUCUGUUUGAAAGUAAAUUUUGAUGCAAUAUACAUAACAAAUGUAGAAUAUCUUGUUUCAUUGUCAUUUAAGAACUUAACAAUAUCUGUGUAUGUUUAUAUAUAUUCAAUAGAUACCUACGUACUUCAAAGAGUAUGAUAUACCUUAAUUUGCAGUAAAAUGAUUGUGUGAUGUAAGAAUCUCCCUAUAUUCCUCCUACAAAGUAAUAUCAUUUACUAGGUUUAUGUCACUAACACUGCUUUGUUUUUUUUUUUGUUUUUUUUCUUCUUCAUUUAAAUAGUUUGUUUCAAUGUAAAUGUCUUUAUGAUGUACUGGAUACAGUCUGAAGGAACAUGACAUGUUGAAUAUUUUUACAAAGUAAAUAUUAAUACAGGCACUGCCAAAGUAAUCGCCAAACUAACAAUGGUGAAGGGAAAUAAAAACCAUGUACUAAUUACUAAAAUGGGUCAAACAGGUCCAAAUUAAAAUGAAAGUUAAAUGUUAUACUCUUUAUAAUUUUACUGAGUUAUCUUAUAAACAUCUCAGGCAACAAAAUGAACAAAAAUAAAACUUAUUAAAGGGAGUAAAGAAAUAUCAUUUUAUAUACAUGUAACUGUACUACCAUGUAUUUUGUCCUACCCUCCUAUAUAUGUCUAUUGUGUAGAAUUCAGUAGUUUUAGACCUGUAUCAUUCUACUGAUAGUAUGAAGAGAACUGUGAAUGAGACUGACUGUUGGAAGGCAAUGGAUUGUUAAAAUUUACAUUCAGUAUUUCAAUGACAUCUUUCUCAGUAUUAAGGUACUACUAACCUUAACAUUGACUAUUUAGCAAAUUAACACCACAGUUUUUCAACUAUUGUAGAAAUCUCGCUAAGUUUUGUUAGUAUUAUAGUAGUGUUAUUGACCUUUAACAUUUUUCUGGUGAGUAGUUAAUCAGACGUUUAUGUGAUUAAAGUGCAAAUGGCAUAUCAUUUUGUAAGAGGUUUUUCUUUUUUAAUCAAAAAGGAUGAAAAUUUGGAAUGUCUAGCAAAAGAUUACUGAGAAAAUAAUAUGAUAGUUUAUAACUUGCACCAAAUUUGGGUUAUCAUACAUGUAUGUAAAAAAGUGGCCUUGGGGAGAAGUUCCUAUCACAAGUUUGAUGGAGGCUACAAGUGAUGUUGAAUGAUCACAGGGUUCUUUGUGUUUUAGAAUGUCCUUAGUGUUUUGUGUAUCAGUGUGUUGUACUGUAUAUGUUGGAUUAAUUAAUCACUAGAUAACAGCAUUAUGAGAAUUGGAGACAUUUGUUUUGAAAUUCAUUUUAUACCAAAAAGAAAAUACCAUAUAAGCAGAAUUUUUAGCGAGGAUUCAAUUUUGGCAUUAUUAGCGAGGGUUCUGGGAUAGCUACAUGUAAAAUUGAAUAUUGCUAACAAUUUAUUUUGUAUCGGUUGUUAUAACUAUCUCUCUUGACAUUAUAAAAUUGCUAAAAUUACUUCUUGCUAAAAAUAUAUACCAUUUUUUGGAUAAAUUGCUAAAUUUGCGUCUCGCUAAAAUUUCCACUUAUACAUAUUUAUUUGUCUAUUAUUCAAUGAAUCCCCCCCCCCCCCCAAGUUUGUAGAUGUCUUGUACUCAUUUGUAUCGAGUUAGCUUUUUGGGGUUUGUUUUAAAUAACAUGUAAAUACAGUAGUUUAAAUACAUGAAUAAAAUGAAAGAAUUAAUUUUAGUAUGAGGGAAAACAGUUUAAGGAAAUUGAAUAGAAAGAAAAGAAAUUGUACACCAAAAACUGAUGUUAAUUAUUGUUGCAUAACCUCAGAGAACUGUUCAUACAUAUUACAUGUAAGUGAAAAGAAUUCAACAAUUAUAAUGCUUUAUUAUCAACUUUUCCUAUUUCUAUUUUUUUAUUUACUUCGUAAGUUUUUGUUGUUUUAUCAGAAUAAUUCAGACACAGUGCUUAUAUAGUGCUUCUUUAAGGAGUGCACACUUUUUUUCUUGCCUUAUAAAACAUAUUUUUUUAUAGCCACGGGAUUGUUUUAAAAGAAAUAGAAAUACAGUGUAAAUGUUGUUAGUAAUAUAAAUACAAAUCAUGGAACAAAACAACUGGUUUCAUAUCAGGGUAUUGAAGGAUAAAGUUCAAGAUGAUUGUUAACAUUUGCAAAUUGCUUAGUUUUGUAAUAAAACUCAAAAGUUUA
Messenger RNA from Saccostrea echinata, 4764 nucleotides. Its product is annotated as NADP-dependent malic enzyme-like. The transcript has 14 exons. The coding region runs from base 33 to 1856 and encodes 607 amino acids. Gene Ontology annotation, biological process: pyruvate metabolic process; malate metabolic process. The record is from RefSeq and is a predicted model, not a curated record. Gene Ontology annotation, molecular function: malate dehydrogenase (decarboxylating) (NADP+) activity; NAD binding; malate dehydrogenase (decarboxylating) (NAD+) activity. NCBI's taxonomy places the organism in Eukaryota, Metazoa, Mollusca, Bivalvia, Ostreida, Ostreidae. Gene Ontology annotation, cellular component: mitochondrion.